AUGGAUUUGAGAAAUGAGGUUUCCCUAAAGCGAGUAGACUUGAAACGCUUUCCUCCUGGACAAGAUGGUCGGUUUGAUGCCCUUACCGACCUAGCGGACGCCCUUUACAACAGAUUCAAACAAGAGGGAGGAAUUGAGGACUUGGACGAAGCAAUCACUUUACUCCGUGAGGCUUUGGAGCUCCCACCAAUCGGGAAUGACGUGGAUAAUCGGUCCUUGUCUCUCAACAAUCUCGCAGUCUGUCUUUCGAAUAGAUAUGAGAAUCAGGGGGCAAUCGACGACUUAGAAGAAGCCAUCACGCUUGGACGUGCAGCAUUAGAGCUCUGUCCACCAGGGCAUCCCGAUCGCUGUGUAUCCCUCCACAAUCUUGCUUGCGACCUCAGGACGAGGUUCGUAAAACAGACUGCAAUCCACGACUUGGAAGAAGCAAUUGAACUGCUCCGUGCAGCUUUGGAACUGCGUCCUUCCGGACAUCCCUAUCGGUCUUCAUCGCUCCACCAGCUUGCUCUCUGUUUCUCGAACAACUAUGACAAACAGGGGGGAGUUGCUGAUUUGGAAGAAGCUGUCAUCCUCGGACGUGCAGCAUUAGAGCUCCGUCCAUUAGGGCACCCUGACCGCAUCGUUUCCCUCAACAAUCUCGCUCAUCUCCUGAGGAGGAGGUUCCAGAAACAAUCUUCGAUAAAUGAUUUGGAUGAGGCAAUUGAGCUGCUUCGUGCAGCUUUGGAACUGCAUCCCUCUGGAAAUCUUCACCGGGCGUUUUCAUUCCACGAAAUGGCACUCUGUCUUUCGAAUAGAUAUGACACUCAGGGGGUAGUCGGGGAUUUGGAAGAAGCGAUUACACUUGGACUUGCAGCACUAGAGCUCCAUCUACCAGAGCAUCCUGAUCAUGGUGUAUCUUUCCACAACCUCGCUUGCAACCUCAGGAGGAGAUUUGUGAAACAGGCUGGGAUCUGUGACUUAGAGGUAGCAAUUAAGCUGCAUCGUGCAACUUUGGAGCUACGUCCAUCUGGACAUCCUCGUCGAUCUUCAUCACUCCACCAACUUGCCAUCUGUCUUUCGAGUAGAUAUGACAAUCAGGGGGUGGCUGCCGACUUGGAGGAAGCCAUCACUCUCGGACGUGCAGCAUUGGAGCUCCGUCCGUUAGGCCAUCCCGAUCGCUUGAUAUCUCUCAACAAUCUCGCCCAUCUCCUGAGGAGGAGGUUUCAGAAACAAGCUUCAAUGCACGAUUUGGAUGAGGCGGUUGAACUGCUUCGUGCAGCUUUGGAACGUCCUUCUGGAAAUCUUCAUCGGGCAUUUUCAUUCCACGAACUUGCUCUCUGUCUCUCAGCCAGAUAUGACAACCAGGGGGUCGCUGCCGACUUAGAUGAAGCUGUCAUGCUUGGACGUGUAGUACUAGAGCUCCGCCCACCAGGGCACCCCGAUCGUGGCGUAUCUCUCAACAAUCUCGCUUGCAACCUUAGGAGGAGGUUCCAGAGACAAGCUACGAAGGACGACUUGGAGGAGGCAAUUGAACUGCUCCGCGAAACAUUGAAGCUAUGUCCCUCCGGACAUUCUUGUUGGUCUUACUCGCUUCAUCAACUUGCUCUUUGUCUUUCAAAUAGAUAUGACAACCAGGGAGUAGUUGCGGACUUGGAAGAAGCUCUCUCUCUCAGACGUGCAGCACUUGAGAUCCUUCCACCAGGGCAUCCCCACCGUGGCGUAGUUCUUUACAAUCUCGCU
Pisolithus orientalis is the source of this 1719-nucleotide messenger RNA. RefSeq names its product TPR-like protein. Lineage: Eukaryota; Fungi; Basidiomycota; Agaricomycetes; Boletales; Pisolithaceae. The annotation marks the transcript as partial. The transcript has a single exon. The record is from RefSeq and is a predicted model, not a curated record. Gene Ontology annotation, molecular function: protein binding.